AUGGAUUGUGGGUUCUCCUUUGAAGUCCGCUCUGGCUCAGGCACUGUUUCCGACCCUUUUUUGGUGCAGUUCCCACCAGGGGAUCCUCGUAACCCAAUGUACUUUCUACCACGCAAGAAAUGGAUUAUCACAUCCAUCGUCACCCUGUCCGUCUUUGCUGUCGCCAUGACGUCUUCCGCAUACUCGGGAUCAUCCAACGAAAUCAAAGAAGCAUUAGCCAUCAGCUCCGAAGUGAAUGCGCUUGGGGUGUCUCUGUUUGUUCUAGGGUUUGCAAUCGGGCCAUGUCUAUGGGCGCCUCUAUCCGAGUUGUAUGGUCGACAGAUUCUGUUCACAACAACCUAUGCGCUCUUCACGGCCUGCGUCGCAGGUUCAGCUGGCUCCAACUCAGCAGCCACACUCUUGGCCCUCAGAUUUCUAGCCGGGACAUUCGGGGCCUCGCCUUUAACGAAUGCAGGGGGCGUCAUUGCGGAUAUCUUUCCGCCGUCCCAACGCGGCCUUGGGAUGGCCAUCUUUGCCACGGCACCCUUCCUUGGGCCAGUACUGGGCCCAAUGAUGGCAGGGUUCAUCAGCAUAAACGUUGGUUGGCGUUGGGUCCAGGGGGUCAUGGCAAUAUGUGCUGGUAUCCUCUGGAUUAUCGGCUCCAUGUCGCUGCCUGAGACAUACGCCCCGGUACUCCUCCAAAAACGGGCGCAGUAUCUGUCAAACACAAUGUCAAGUGCCUGUAUCAGCGUUCUGGAAAAGAAAAAAGGGAUAAUCAACCCGUCAGCUGUGUUUGUAAAUGCGCUGAAACGCCCAUGGGUUUUGCUCGUCGCGGAGCCGAUUGUAUUGAUCGCAUCAGCUUACAUGGCAAUUCUAUACGGCACUCUCUAUAUGAUGUUUGGUGCAUUUCCAAUUGUAUUUCAAGAGCAACGUGGGUGGAAUGCUGGUAUGGGAGGCCUUGCCUUCCUCGGAGUCACAGUUGGCAUGCUCGUGGGCUUGGGAUAUGCUAUUUGGGACAACAACCGAUACCAACGUCUGCAGGAUAAAUGGUACAAUGGCUCAAAGCCACCACCAGAAGCCCGUCUGCCACCUGCUAUUGUCGGAGGUUUUGCGCUUCCAGUCGGACUCUUCGGCUUCGCGUGGGCCAGUCUUCCAAGUAUGCAUUGGUCAUUCUGCAUAAUUGCGGCAGCACCGUUUGGUUUUGGUAUGGUUCUUGUCUUUAUCUCUUGUUUGAACUACUUGAUUGACGCCUAUACGGUCUACGCGGCCUCGGUACUCGCUGCAAGCGCGAUACUAAGGGCAUUUUUUGGUGCCGCGUUCCCAUUAUUUACACGACAGAUGUAUGCUAAUCUGGGUGUCCAAUGGGCUAGCUCUAUCCCUGGCUUCUUGACUCUAGCAUGCUUACCAUUCCCACUCCUGAUGUACAAGUAUGGGGGAGCGUUAAGAUUGAAGUGUAAAUAUGCAAAAGAAGCUGCACUGCUGACGGCUCAACUAGAAUGA
This is a messenger RNA of Penicillium canescens, 1479 nucleotides long. Its product is annotated as MFS transporter. Lineage: Eukaryota; Fungi; Ascomycota; Eurotiomycetes; Eurotiales; Aspergillaceae. Gene Ontology annotation, biological process: transmembrane transport. Gene Ontology annotation, molecular function: transmembrane transporter activity. The record is from RefSeq and is a predicted model, not a curated record. The transcript has a single exon. The coding region runs from base 1 to 1479 and encodes 492 amino acids.